UGCUCUCUUGCGACUAUCAGUACUUCUGUCUCGGCAAACGGACAAGUGUCUAGUGGCAUUGACUGGGUGAAGAAAUAUACAUUCCGAUUUGUGGAUUCGAACAAUUACUACGAGGAGUCAGUCACUAUCACGCCCAAGACUAACGCGACAAACAUCAAAAUACCUUGUAGAAACACCAACGAACUGUUGGAUUUCAAUGCAAAAUCCUUCAAUGUAUCAGGCUGUGAUACUGUCGAAAUCUUUGCUUCUGCUGAUGUCAUUGUUCAUGGCAAAGUGUCCAGCAGCAAUGGUUUCACUGCAGGGUUUUUAGCCCUACCAGAUGAUGAUCUGGGUACAGAGUAUUUGGUUGAUUGCUAUACACCUAUCAAUCAAACGACACAAGUGGCCAUAUCCGCCAUUUCAAAUGACACGACCAUAACUGUUAAUUGCACAAGUAACUGCACUUUCAAUGGGUCAAGUGUCUCUGGGUCUUUCCAAUUGGGAGCUGGGGAAUCUGGAAUUUUAAAGAGUACCGAAAACAACACGGAAAUGACUGGAACCUACAUUGGAUCUAAUAAACCAAUCUCUGUCAUUGUUGGGGCCUUUAAUGUUUACAUUCCGAGGGAUAUGGAUACGGAUAAGGGCCAUGGCGUCGUUAUGGAGCAAUUGCUACCGAUUUCCGCUUGGGGUCGAACGCACAUCGUGCCACCAUUCAGAGAUACCCCGAACGGUUGGAUCUUACGCAUCUCGGCGAUAAACUCAAGCACGAACGUAUCCUUGACAGAUUGUGAGAUCACGAGAAAUGUAACUAAACGAUUGAAUAGUAGAGAGUUUACUGAUAUUACCGUUGAUGGAACUAAUCAAAGAAUGUGCCUCAUAGAAGCCGACCAGUCCAUCCAAGUGAUGCAAUACGUGGCAAGUUCACGCACCUCGCCGGAAGAGUUUGGGGAUCCUAGUAUGACGGUAAUUCCUGCAGUAUCACGUUAUCAUGGCGACACUUCAGUUAGCAAGGUUAGGAAAAAAGAAUUCAAUUAUACCAUGGAUGUUGUCACAACAAGCAAAGACCCACCGAUGAUUAACGGCCCUCCGGUUGUUCACAUAGGUCAAACGCGGUCCCUCAUUAUUAAUGGGACACAGUUCUUCUUGUACACCUUCGAAUUACCAAUUGGAAUAUAUCAGGUGACUCGUCGGAACCAAUCAGAUAGAAUGUGGGUCAGACUUUACACGCUUCACAAUUCUCUUGGUGCAGCAAUGUUAGGAGAUGUAGGAGUCUCAGUGAGAAAUAACGACAAAAUCACUGACAUCAAGGGCAAAAAUGACGAACUAAAGAAAAAGCAAAAGGAAUUUGAAACCCGAUUUCCACACGAUUUCCCCAGUUAUGAUGCAGCAGCGGAAGCACUCGACACUGUUACGUCGUAUCUCGUUGACAAAGGCGAGCUUGAUUCCGUGAUCGAAACCGAAGUCGCACUCGAGUUCUUCAAGGGUGUCUUAACCCGGAAACCUUUACUGAACGCUACCGUGAAUGAGACAAAGUCAUUUCUAAAUAAAACCAGCGAAGCGCUUAAUGUUCUGUUUUCCAACAAGACCAAUGAACAUCUUGCCCGCGCAUGCGUGGAAAAGAGAAAUUUGAGCGCUUCACCUGAGGAAAUCCAGUAUGAACUCGAAGGGCUCUUGCACGAUGCUUCCGAAUUGAUCGCUGGUGGCGGACUGUCAUCAUUUGACGUCUCGCGAGAAAAUGCAGCAAUCGCAAUCGCCCCUACAAGCAUGACCAGUCGCGGCAAUGCUGCAACCGCUGCAGAAUGUGGGGGCGCCCUAAGCAUUACUGGAUACGGCGCGGAGAUACCGUGCGAAGUCUUGAAGGAGAUGGGAUCCCGCGCUGUAUAUCAGAUGAGGCUGCCUUUCGGGGCAGACGCACUUGCAAGUUCAAAGUGUUCUGAGAACAGGAAAAAGAUUGCAACUUCGCUCCUUAGCGUGGGACUCGUAUCUAAUCAGCCGAAACGGGAAUUCAGCAAAAAUGUUUCAUUAACCUUCAACAUAAGGCCUUCUGAGGAUGGACCCAACAAUGAUACCACGCUAUGCUCCUUUUGGGACAAUGAGAAAGGAGAUUGGUCGACAUCGGGUUGCACCCUGGAUUCCAUUGACGUCAUCGACGGCGAGACCAAGGUCACGUGUCUCUGUAACCACCUGACAAGUUUCGCUGUACUCAUAGACGUGACCCCAGGCUCAGCAGAGAUUGAUCCAAGACAUGAACAGAUAAUGAAGCUUUUGACAUGGAUCGGAUGUGGAUUCUCAAUCGUGGCUUGUUUUCUGACUUGUUUUGGUUACGCCAUCCUCAGACUCCGGAGCGAUCUUAUUUUAGUUCAUGGAAACCUUGCACUGUCCGUUGGCUUGGCUGAAACAGCUUUCCUUUGCCUUGGUGCUAUCCCGGAUCCUGAUGCUCGACCGGUAAGGAUCUAAUGAAGAUUUCCCUUCUCUCUCUCUCACACACACACACUAACCCUCCCUCCCGCGCAUUUUUUUUUUUUUCUUGCUUUUUUAGCCUUUAUUCAGAUACUAUUACAUUUUUCAUGUACAAGGGUAAUAAAUCAAAUACACAGUAUGCAAAUUAAAGUGAAGUACACUUAUACAGCAAUAUAACAUACGAAAUAAUAUACAUCUUGAUAUAAAUUUUUCGAAACAAAUAUUAUCAUAACCCAUAAUACCAAUAACAAAAACCUCGUAAUUUCACAUGUAUUUACUGUAUAAUAAUACCGUAUUGUAUGAUGAAAAAUCAAAAGUACAGACUUUUUUAAGUGAAGAGGUUAUCCCAUAAUAAAAAAAAAGUACUUAUACAUGUAUAUUCAUUCCUCCAACUUUUGUAAGACAAUACAGAAAAAAAAGUCUCUAUGUUUAUUCUUAGAAAGUAUACAAUAAUCUGAAUAAAGAUUUUGUAUAUAAAGCACACACG
Lytechinus pictus (painted urchin) is the source of this 2926-nucleotide messenger RNA. Its product is annotated as adhesion G protein-coupled receptor L2-like. Gene Ontology annotation, molecular function: G protein-coupled receptor activity. The record is from RefSeq and is a predicted model, not a curated record. Lineage: Eukaryota; Metazoa; Echinodermata; Echinoidea; Temnopleuroida; Toxopneustidae. The coding region runs from base 529 to 2436 and encodes 635 amino acids. The transcript is spliced from 12 exons. Gene Ontology annotation, biological process: adenylate cyclase-activating G protein-coupled receptor signaling pathway. Gene Ontology annotation, cellular component: plasma membrane.